GAAAAAUGAAAUUCCAGAGCUCCUCUUCCAUGUGACAUCUCUUAACAUCUGAGUACUUGGGUUCCUGGGGCUUUGAGGCUGGGCUGCCUUGCCAUGAGGACUUAAGUAGUAAUUAAAUUCUCGAAGAAGCGCCAAGACUCCUUGGGCUGCCAUGGGGAUGUUCCGCACCCCGGAUGCUGCGUCGCGGAGGAAAGGAUGUUUAAACAUGACUCCGUCAAAGCAGCGAAGACUUCUGUAAGACAUGGAUAGAUGCAAACAUGUUGGGCGACUACGACUCGCCCAGGACCACUCUAUCCUCAACCCCCAGAAGUGGCACUGCGUGGACUGCCAGACAACCGAGUCUCUCUGGGCUUGUCUCAAGUGCUCCCACGUGGCUUGCGGGAGGUACAUCGAGGAGCACGCACUUAAACACUUUGAAGAAACCAGGCAUCCGUUGGCGAUGGAAGUCAACGACCUGUACGUCUUUUGUUACCUUUGUGAGGAUUACGUCUUGAACGACAACCCGGAGGGUGAUUUGAAGUUGCUGAGGAGUUCUCUGUCAGCAAUUAGAAGUCAAAAACAUAAUCCGUCAACGAGAAGCGGCAGGACGUUGCGGUCGAUGGCUUUGGGGGAGGACAUGUGCAGCCAUCAAAGGAGCCCUCAGGGACAAUCUCAGAUGCUUACAGCUCUCUGGCACAGGCGCCAGUCCCUGCUGGCGAAGGCGCUGCGGACCUGGUUUGAAAGGAGCUCUAGAGGGCAGCUGAAACUGAAACAAAAGAAACAAAUGGAGGAGUUGGAGAAGAAGAAGGAGGCGGCCAGGCAGCGGCGGCAGGAGAUGAAGAGGCAACUCCUGGAGGAGCUGGCAAACACUCCUCCCAGGAAAAGUGCAAGGCUGUUGUCUCACGUGCACAGAGAGAGCUUGAUUCCAAGGAAAUUCAGGGAGGUGGCAACCGCUUCCCCUACCUCAAGGCAGAUGCAGAGCAGCAGAUUCAAACAGUUUUACUCCAUCCGGCGUAAGCCUCUGAUGACUCCCGGGGUCACGGGUCUGAGGAACCUGGGAAACACGUGUUAUAUGAAUUCUAUUCUGCAAGUGCUCAGUCACCUCCAGAAAUUUAGAGAAUGUUUUUUGACACUUGAUCUCUGUGAAACAGAAGAACUCUUAGCCAAAACUGUGAAUGGGAAGUCUAGGAUGCCUGGCAAAUUGGCAAAUGGGCCUGCUGCUAAUGAGUCGGGGAAGACUGACAAACUGGGAUCAUACGGCACGCAGGGCUUGCCAGCUGGCUUAAAUGGUGGCUCCUCAAUAAGCAGGAGUUUAGAACUAAUACAGCCCAAGGAACCGAGUUCAAAGCACAUCUCCCUCUGUCACGAAUUGCACACCCUCUUCAGAGUGAUGUGGUCUGGCAAGUGGGCUCUGGUGUCCCCCUUUGCCAUGCUGCACUCCGUGUGGAGCCUGAUCCCGGCGUUCCGAGGUUACGACCAGCAGGACGCUCAGGAAUUUCUCUGCGAGUUGUUGGAUAAAGUGCAGCAGGAGCUGGAGUCGGAAGGAACGAAGCGCAGGAUCCUCAUCCCUUUCUCUCAGAGGAAGCUCACCAAGCAGGUCCUGAAGGUGGUGAACACCAUUUUCCAUGGGCAGUUGCUUAGUCAGGUCACCUGCAUAACAUGCAACUACAAAUCCAACACUGUGGAGCCCUUUUGGGACCUUUCCCUGGAAUUCCCUGAGCGUUAUCACUCUAUUGAGAAAGGGAUUGUCCCUGUCCAGCAGACAGAGUGCAUGCUGACAGAAAUGUUGGCCAAGUUCACCGAGACCGAAGCUCUGGAAGGCAGGAUCUACGCAUGUGACCAGUGCAACAGCAAACGGCGAAAGUCUUCUCCUAAACCUCUUGUUCUGAGUGAAGCUAAAAAACAGUUAAUGAUCUACAGGCUACCUCAGGUCCUCCGGCUGCACCUUAAACGAUUCAGGUGGUCUGAACGUAAUCACCGCGAGAAGAUUGGGGUCCAUGUCCUCUUUGACCAGGUAUUAAACAUGGAACCUUACUGCUGCAGGGACUCUCUCUCCUCUCUUGACAAAGAGACCUUUGUCUAUGACCUCUCCGCUGUGGUGAUGCAUCACGGGAAAGGGUUUGGCUCAGGACACUACACAGCAUAUUGCUACAACACAGAGGGAGGUUUUUGGGUCCACUGCAACGACUCCAAACUGAAUGUAUGUAGCGUGGAGGAGGUGUGCAAAACCCAGGCCUACAUUCUUUUUUACACUCAAAGAACAGUGCAGGACAAAGCAAGAAUCUCAGAAAAACAACUCCAAGCUCAGGUGCCGUCCAAACACAGCGAUAAGGACAGAAGACUGACAUUCCCAUGAUGGGGAGCUCUGUAACUCAAUCAACAGUCUCAGUUGUUUGUUUUAUUUUUAAACCAUUGGGGUUCACAUCUUUCCUCUUGGUAGGAAAAAAAGAAAAAAAGCCCACUGCAGGAAGGGGAUCAAAUGGUGUUUGCUGCCCAGGGUCUGGAGAAGUGCAUCGUGCCGCUCUGGUACGUACGAUUGUUGCCAGAGUCUUGGUUUUGAAGCAUCUUGUUGUUAAAUUAUGCUCACAACAUGAAAUGAGAAGGUUUGAUGCUGUGUAUCAUUCAUCUCCUAUCCAAAAGGAAUUGCCUAAGGCAUGUCACAAACGAACACGACCAGAAAAUAGGAGCAUUCAGCUGGCUUCAAAACCCAUCAGUCCUUAGUAACGCUGAUAAAACUCCAGAAGGAACAGGUAUGGUACUGCCCUUUCAUUGUCAUUCAGAUUUCCAGGGUUUGAAUCCCACAGUCACCCAGGCAUAUCUUAUCUUUGAAAGGUUGUUGGAUAGGUGGAGUCUCCAGCCAUUCUUGCUGGAGAAAUGUUUAAGGUUCUUCUACCAGAGAAAACACUCCCCCAGGUCUCAGCCAUCUCUGUGAUACCAAUUUCUUUCCCACCAGUGGAGGGCAAACCCGUGCCUGGCAGGCUUUGCCAGCAGCUCUUUUUCUCAGUGUUACUAGGGCUGUGUGUACUCUUGAUGGUUUAUUCUCUGGGCUGAACUGAAUUGGCAGCUAUAUUCACCAGGAAUGUGAUUUGAAACCAGUUCUGCCCUGGAGAAAGUGCAUUUAAAAACAAAAAAAAACAGGAAUGUACCUGUGUCUCAUGUCUGUUUACAGUGGCAGCAAAAACCAAGCCUGUACCACAGGCUUCUGCUGGCACCACUUUGUUGACCAGGAUUAUGAAGUCUGAGCCUUGGCAGGCACAGCUGUGACAGCAGAGGAGCAGAGGCAUCUCAACCAGCACUUUUUAUACAAGUGCAGCUGUUUUCAUCAGGGGAACAGGGUGGUGGUGAUAUCACAAUGGUGGGAGACAGAGUUGGCUUCUCUUGCUGCUUCUGUAAUGGGAAUAUUCACUAAUUGGGGUUGUCACACGAGGCCAGGAGCAGGCAAAGGCAGUGAGGCUGCCCAGGGGUCAUGUUCAGAAUUCAGCUGUGAAGUCCUUCUUUCUGCUGGGGCAUAAAGGGCAGGAAUGUAGUUGAAGUCUCAAAUUCCAUGUCGAGUUUGGAAGGCUCCAGAAAUGUCUGUAUCUGUCAUCAUCUUGAUUUUAGAAUUCUAUGAGAAACAUAAGGCCUUAGUUGACUGUAGUCACUUCUCAGCCUACAGUUGCACCUCAGGUGGUUUUAUAAUUUGGGGGUUGGCUGUUCACAUGUCAUGUUUUAAUCAAAUCUGAGUAUGUAACUGCAAAGAGACACGUUGUCUCUCAGUCUUGUUGGUUUGUUGUUUUUUACAAAGUGGUUAAAGGUGAAAUAAUUUAAAAUACGAGGUUCUUUAAAAAAACAAAAGGGUUCCAUUUUCAAGCAGAAAAGUGCUGAAAGUGUUUCUCUUCCUUCCUCUUUUUUUAUUGUUGUCAGCCCAUCAGAAACACACUGAUAACCAUAGGUGGUGGUUGGAGGGGGUGAAGAGGUUAAGUUUCCCAAAUAUCAUUCCUCUCUUUCCACUGCCACUGCUGCAGCUUUUCAUCUCCUGUCCUGUGGGCUAAUUUGGCUGCUGUUAAUUGCUCCAGCCACUAGAGAUGAGCACAGCAAACCAGAGACUUUGAUUCUGUCAGAGCAGUGUUGUGCUAGGUCUCCUCUGUCCUUAAAGUUUCCCAUUUCUUGGAUGUCUGGGCAACAUGCUGCUUUUUCAGCCUACAAAACCUGUCUUUUUGACAAUUAAGUAUGAUUUUUCAGAUCAUAUGUUCCUUUUUUUUUUUUUCUUGGAGGCAAGAGAGUUUGAAACAGUCCUGUGGGAACUGAUGAAAGUUUUGGUUCUCUAAAUGUAGCAGGGCCUGGAAGGAUUUCUUAUGAAUAUCUGUAGAUCUGUGGAUUUACUAGGUGGGGAAUUUUUUUUUUGUACUACCAGUAAAUAAAAUUAAUUAAAUAAAAAUUCCACAGGCCAAAUUGAGAUCCAGUGCAAGCAAAUAUGACUGCUGAGUUGGGUUCAGCACAGGCAGGAGUUGACAUUCCUGAAAGCAUCAAAUUCAGGUGCUUGUGGUUAUCAAAUGCCUGAUGGAUUCUUUCCUAGGGCAAAUGCUCUGGGAAGACUGUGUCUAAAAAAAUUAAAGGAAAAAUAGAGCUUAACAUUGCCUGUUUGAUCAAAGAGCUGAAAGGGAAAACUGGUGGGUUUUCCCAUGCAUCUGUCCUUCCAGGCCCACCCACCCUUGAAGAGGAUUAUAUUCUUCUAGAUGGCAGUCCUGGUUUACUGUGGGUGUCCCAGUUGUGACCCCUCAGCCCUGCUGGGCCCCUCGAUGGACUGAAAUGGCUCAAAAGGCAAAGCAUAAGGCAGCAGUUGUGGUCCCUGCAGCCAGACACGACCCUUUGCAAGGAAUGCUGAGCUUUUGAUUCAGUUUUGCAUCACUGUUUGAAUUCAGGUAGCAUCAGAGUUGCCACGUGGAUGGAAGGGGGAGGUGGGAAGGGACGUGUGGCCGUCGCUGCAGCUCUGGUUGCCCCAGCAGAGGCUGCUGGGGACAUGAGUGGCCUCCCUGUGUGACCUUAGCCUCCUUGUGCUGAGAUGUGGAGCUACUGCAGUCAGAGAAAUGAUUGCCCUGAUAGGGAAGGAAUGAAUUGCCUACUUCAAAGUAAGCAAACCUGCUUGUUCCAGCACUGUGAGGUUUCUGUGAUAUUUAGCUUUGAUUUGGAAGCGACAGCGUACAGCGGUUUUUAUGCUGUUUUGUUUAUAUUUGUCUACUGCAGGCUUCUUUCUAUAAGCACAGCCCAGUGCUCCCUCCGUGGCAGACACUGUUUUAUAGUGUCCUGUUUGCCAGAAAUUCUGACUGAAAGUUACCUCUCCACAGCAGUAAGAUGAAAAGACUGCUGGCAAUGAUAGUGAAGCCCACCCAAGGGUGUGCCCGAGCCCGGGGAGCAUGCUCUGUCCCUCCUGUGGUGGUGAGGCUUCAAAUCCUGCUACAUCACUUCUGAGUCUUUAGAGUAAGUCCAGGUGUAGGCUUCUGCAAAUACCCAGGCAGAUGAUGUGACUUCACUCACUUCAGUGGUCACAGUUGUGAGCUGCACACACAAAGUGUCUGCAGCAUAAAAACCAGUAUUGUGGUGCAACUGGGAGCAGAACUGGUUGCUCUGCGUGCUGGGAUUCCUGUGCUGGGGUCCCAGUCUUGUCACAAGGAGUCAGCUGCUUUGAGGGAUGCUCAGAGCAAGUGUGAGGUUCCUGGCACCUCUCAGGUCAUGGUCUGAAGGUACAGGAAGCCCCUGUCACCCUCCUGAGCGUGCAGCCUUUGGGACAGAACUGCUCCCAGGGGCUCCUUAUUCCAUUCAGCUGGUAAGUAAAUUGGCACUCCUGAAGUUUAUGUUUUUAAGAAUGAAGAAUCUUCAUGUUUUCAUGGCCAGGGAUGAUACAGCAUCUGCUGUGGCUGCUGCAAACCACUUUAUUGUAGCCAGCUUUAUUCCACUAGCAAGCUAGUGACAUAAACUUGCCUUGAUGUUACCCCUUCAGUGCCCCUGUUCCCGAGUUAAACUGAGCACACCACUGAGCACACCACUGAGCACACCACAGAAACAGUUUCCCUGCAAAGCACUGAAAAAAACUCCACUUUUUUUCCUCUUAUUAAUUCUGACCAGAACAAUUCUCUGGUCGAUUUUGAAGCUGUUCAUGUGAGGCAGCAAACAGAAUAAUGUGUAUGAAAUGCAUGAUGUCAGAUGUUCCUGGGUGGCAGCACCACCUCCCCCAAGGGACUUCCAGGCAGGUUUUUAAGUGGAGGAAUAAAAUGGAAACCAGUAAAAGCAUUGAGUGUGUCCUGUGGACUCACUGUUGGGAGGGUUUUUUUGCUUUUAGAAGGCAAAGCUUCUUCUAAAUAUUGUCUUGGUGGUAAUUUAGAAACUGUUUUAUUGAUUGUAACAUCCCCAGGCCUGAAUAUGCUUAAUUGGAUCCCAAAGAGAGACUAAUUAAACCUCUGGCUGUUGCCAACUACCCCAGGACCAGCUCCAGUGGAAGUCAGUGGUGUUGCAGAGUGAGAACUACAUAAGCAGGAGACAAAACGGAGAUAGUUUUACCUGCCAGUACAGUUUUGUGAACUAAUUUUGUAUGAUUCCUUAGAUUUGGUGCCUUUGACCCAAUAAUAUUUUGCAUGGGACAGAAACGUUGGGGAAACAAGUCAUUAAUUUCCCCCCUCCUGACUGAAGCAGCAGAAGUCUGUGUGUUUUUACAAAUACUCAGUAUCACAAACACCUUUACAUGUCCCAUCUGUAUGUGAAUGAGGUUACCAGCAAGCUCAGAAGCCAGUAUUGUAGUGUUCCAUGUUUGAAAUCCCUGUAUUUGUCAUAACUCAAAUAACAGCUUGUUCCAAGGCAGAUUGGAUUUGACUUUUUAAAUUUUCUUGUAUCAUCCAAGCCCCUCCAGUCAGGUCAGUAAGUUGACAUCUGCCAGAACACACAGCAGAGAGCAAGGAUUAAAAUCUCCAGUGGGGGUUUUUUGGGAAGCACCUCCUGCUACAAACCUACAGCUAAUUGCUGGUUUAGAAAAGAAAAUAAGAAGACAGUUCCCAUUGUCAUGGCUGUGUUUGCACAGGUUUCCUCUUAGCAGCCUGGCAAAUACUUCCACACAUGAGGAAAAGCAGACCAAGGUAAUGCCUGCAUACAUUGAAUAUGGAAGAGUUGUUUAAGGUGGCCAAGUCUCCCUUCUUCAAAGUAAGCAGUAAAAUACAAGCCCCAGCUCUGAACACUGCCUUUUUGAGUGCAUCUAAUCCCUUCAGCAGGUUGGAGAUCAGAGAGGGCCAGACCUGGGUUGAGAAUUUAUUGCCUGUGGGAACAUAAAACCUCAGUUCAGUGGGUUUUUGGGUGUCUAUUACAUUAAUAAUGAUACCUGUUGCAGUUGGGAAUGUGAAGUAUUCCAGGAAGCUUCUAAAUUUAUAAAGCCACAUUUAAAUGAUGAAAAGCUGCAUCCGUUAUUUCCCUGUACCAACUCCUGAUGAUUUGUCCUAGUUGAUUUUAGGGAUGUGCCUUUUAGGCUCCACCUCUGCUGUGCUGAUUGUUAUUUUCUGCUUCUGUGUAAGGGUUCCACUUGUUUAAAGGAUGGUGGGCCAAAAUUCUUUCGAAAGAGUUCCUCAGUCUUAAAAAUGAGCUUUGAAAUGGACAUUUCCAAAAGGGAGCAGAAGGAAAAAAGACCAGCCCAAAGGGCCCACGAUUGACUCCAACCACUGGUAACUGGUUCUGAAGUUUAUGCCCAAUGCAGAAUGUCACAGCAAAGUGUUGUACCCUUGGGGCUUUCCUGGAGCUGCCACCUUCCUGAUAUUGUGCAGGCUGGGGGUAAGGAAAGAGUUGGGAGGAGAGAAAUGAGCAAAGCUGAGCUGAACACAGCAAUGAGCUGCCACCCAGGGUUAGAAGGGACAGGGAGUGUCUGAGCAGGGGACCUGGUGUCAGAGGGUUGUGUGUUUUGCAGGCAGAGACAUGAACAAAAUCCAAACUAGGUUUUGUUAGCAGCAACCUCCUCCUGGUUCUGUGGCAAAAACUAUCUCAGAUCAGUAGUCUUAUACUGGCAAAACAAAUGGUGCUUUCCCAGGAGAUAGUACAGUUCCUAAGGAACCAGUACCCCAAAUUCCCAAGUUUUAUAAAGGAGCUACCAACUUCAAGCCUACACAUCACUGGAAAUGCUUUGCAUAACUGGAGGUGAGAAGGAAAUGAUAGAAUUGAGGACUUCACUUAAUUUGAUUUGUGAUUUUUAGUCUUGAUCACAUACUCCCAAUGGAGGGGGCAGGUGGUGAGUUUUAUCUUUUUCCAUGCUCAAGUGCCCUGACUUGUCAAACUAGGACUGGGGUAGGAGAGGCCUCCUCUUGUGUUUCUGUUCCUGCUUUACAGCUACUUUCUGUGUGAGCACGUCUGGUGGGGCUUCUGAAGGUUGCUCCUGAAGAGGAACAACCACAUCCCUUCAGGGUAGGCAGGGUGGUACAGUGCUUAGGCUGGCCUGAUUUCCCUGGAUAACCCUACCUGUGCCAUGGGGAUCAUUUUUGUACUCCUGCCUCUCUGUCUGUACCACUCUGUGCCACGUUGGGGGCUGGACAGGGUUGCUGAACGUACAGCAGGGUGGGCAGGGUGAGCUCUGCACAGGAAUCAUGUCACCACAGGCUCGUGGGGCACUGACUGGAAGGGGUAGCUGAGAAAUGAAGAUAACCACCCAUGAGGCUCAGUUAGCAGAGUGUCGGGACUGUGUAACUCCACACCUGAUUUAGGAAUGGCAUUUUCAUAGCCAGUGUCAUCUUCACUCUCUGUACAUUGAUUAAAUGACACUAGUAGCCCUGGCCUUCAAGGCUCCUUCCUACUGCUACAAGAUGAACCACUUAUUUCCAUCUGAAAGCCAAGCUUUCACCUCGUUUAUCAGCUGUGCAAACCACAGCCACAUCCCACUGCCAACCUAGAGCCCAUCUAAAAGAAUUAGGUCCUAUUUUUCUCCCUGCUUAACUUCAGCUUUGGUUAAGCAGUCACAGGCUCUUUAAGCCACAGCCUUCUGUGCACCCCACGAGCAGGUGACAGGAAAGGGACAAGUGGAUAGGUUUGUUUCCAGUCCAGCUUUUUUUCACAAGUCUGCCUUUCCAUAAAAUAAACUGAAACACAGUUCAGAAACUCAAAACAGCUUCUCCAAGAGAAGUGCUGCCUGGCUGAGCUCCCUUGGGCAGGAAGCUGCCAGGGAGGACCUGCUUCUGCUAAUGCCCUGGAAGCUUCACUCUUGACUUGAUUAAGGGCACAAUUCAACUAAUCUUCAGCACUUUAAAAAAGUUAAUCCCACUCCAAGUUAAGGUUGCUGGAAAGGUGCUGUUGGCAGAGGCUGGACAGCAGGUGAGUUUUCCCUCAAUCUGGAAUCCCCUGUUGAGAACAGGAGGGAAAUUCUUGGGUGAGGAACCAAGCUGGAGAGCUCAGGUGCGUUUCCUGAUUUAUUUUUUUUUCAGUGGCUUUUGCAGGGGGUUUAAGUCUGAACAGCCUUUAGUUUCUGCUUCGUGUUUCUGCUCCCGAGGCCACUAAUGACUUAAGCUGCUGCAUUCCAUGCUGUGCUCAUGAAUGAGGCUGCCUUUGCUCCAAGGACACUCCCGGGCAGCAGCAAGUGACAAGAGAAUCCAAUUAAUGACUGAAUGUUUCUGGCAAUCUGUCCAGCUGUCUGGCAGCUCAGCACAACCACCCUGCUCCUAAUCGUGGGUUCAGCAGCUUUUAUUUUAGUCGAGGUUUAUUAAGACAACACCCAGUAAAGUCACCUAGAGCAGCCUUAUGUACUUAACUGCAUGAACUGCCCCCUGCCUGACCCCAGGCCUCAGGAGGAGAUUAGUGUGCUCUCAAUCAAAAUUAACUGUAAAAUGACUUCUAAUGUUCUAAUUAAGCCCCUUUUCCUGCAGAAACUGUUUCUGCAUAACUGGGAUUUAGCCCUGCUGCAAAAGAAACUCAUUUAUUUACAGGAUGUUAAAAUAUCCGCUUGGAAAACAAUGGGUUUUAAGAAUCUUGUCUUGGGAGUGGAAUGAGUUUCUCUCUGGGGCAGGUAAGGGGCAGUUCUUGGUCAUGAACCGUGGAGGCAGAACAAUGUCUGAAACUAAAAACCCGUGUGUGACUGUCCAAAGAAUCUGAAGCCAUGUUGCUGUCCUGCCGUAACGCUCAGGGCUGGGAAGUCUUUCUGCUCUACAAACAGCACCUCCCAGGAGCUGGGCUGGAGUGGAUCCCAGGAACCCGCAGCCACAGCUCCCACACCAGCCUCACGGGGUGCUCUGUCCCCCCCCAGACUGCCUCACCACCCACCCCUGCACUCGAAAGCUGGUCAGGGUGAGCUGUUCUCUCAGUCCAGGGCACUGAAACGCUAUGCAACACCAAACAGCUUCUUCUUCCCACACAGUCAUCAUUCCUUUCAGUGUCCCAGCUUUAUCUCAUCCAGACCUUCUCCAGGACACCUUCUGGUGGUUAAGAGUUUACCUAGGGCUUGUCAGAGUUUUGUUUUUCCUUUCAGUAGCUGAUGGGUCCUGCUCACAACCCAGGACUGGGCUCAUUCCUUUGUCUUUCGGGUGUAAAAUAUAAAUCAUGUUUUUAUGAUUUUUUUGUAAAUCUUUACUCUUUUUACACCUUGUUUUUGUAAAAGCUGAAGUUUCUUAUUAAAAAAAAAAAAAAAGAAAAAAAGAGAGAGAAAGCAA
This is a messenger RNA of Apus apus (common swift), 10616 nucleotides long. RefSeq names its product ubiquitin specific peptidase 49 (gene USP49). Gene Ontology annotation, cellular component: cytoplasm. Gene Ontology annotation, biological process: protein deubiquitination. Gene Ontology annotation, molecular function: zinc ion binding; cysteine-type deubiquitinase activity. Lineage: Eukaryota; Metazoa; Chordata; Aves; Apodiformes; Apodidae. The coding region runs from base 242 to 2335 and encodes 697 amino acids. The record is from RefSeq and is a predicted model, not a curated record. The transcript is spliced from 7 exons.